Messenger RNA from Zasmidium cellare ATCC 36951, 249 nucleotides. RefSeq lists its product as uncharacterized. The transcript is spliced from 2 exons. NCBI's taxonomy places the organism in Eukaryota, Fungi, Ascomycota, Dothideomycetes, Mycosphaerellales, Mycosphaerellaceae. The record is from RefSeq and is a predicted model, not a curated record. The coding region runs from base 1 to 249 and encodes 82 amino acids.
AUGUCCGACUACAAGCCAACCGAAAACGACGGCCUCCGCAAAGACGGCCAACCAGACCAACGCGUAGCCCAAGACUCCUUCGCCCAUGGCAAAGUCGACCCCGUCGAAGCCGGCAAAAAAGGUGGUGCCCAAGGCGGCUCUCAGGGCGGACAGUCCGUCGGCGAUAACCAAGGCGCUGCGCACCAGGGCGGUGAGGGAUUGCGGAAGGACGGACAGCCGGAUCAGAGGUUGAAGCAGAAUCAGGAGUAG